This is a messenger RNA of Eremothecium sinecaudum, 492 nucleotides long. It is a transcript of the gene RSM18, whose product is annotated as mitochondrial 37S ribosomal protein bS18m. Gene Ontology annotation, cellular component: mitochondrial small ribosomal subunit; ribosome. The transcript has a single exon. The coding region runs from base 1 to 492 and encodes 163 amino acids. Gene Ontology annotation, biological process: mitochondrial translation. The record is from RefSeq and is a predicted model, not a curated record. Lineage: Eukaryota; Fungi; Ascomycota; Saccharomycetes; Saccharomycetales; Saccharomycetaceae. Gene Ontology annotation, molecular function: structural constituent of ribosome; small ribosomal subunit rRNA binding.
AUGGUUGCUCCUAUUAGACAAUCUUUGCAGCUAACAAGCAGAAGAGCCUUUACGACAACAAAAACAGGUCUUAGUAUGCUAAAGUUGGACCUGUCAUCAAUUGAAGAAUACAAUGACAAGAAGAAGCCUGAUACUGAAAACAGGCUGGAUACCAAGGUUAUCAGAAAAUUUUACCCUAGUACUGUCUAUGAUCCAUUUGACUUCUCUAUGGCACGUAUCCACAUGGACAGAAAGGUUAAUCUCAAAAACUCAACUGAAGGUGAUAUCUUUAAGGCUAGCAAGUUUAAUCCUUUGGAUUUAUACACGAAUCCUGAAUUUCUAUCGAGGUUUAUGAGCUCAACAGGUAAAAUAUUACAUCGGGAUGUGACAGGUUUGUCUGCUAAGAAUCAGCGGCUCAUUUCUAAAGCGAUAAAAAGAGCUCAGGCCAUCGGCUUACUAUCCAAGGUUCACCAGGACGUUAACUGUCUCCACCAUAAGUUAACUGGGAUAUGA